This is a messenger RNA of Schistosoma rodhaini, 1359 nucleotides long. The record is from the annotation of a GenBank genome assembly. NCBI's taxonomy places the organism in Eukaryota, Metazoa, Platyhelminthes, Trematoda, Strigeidida, Schistosomatidae.
AUGCUCAAUAAUAUGACUCAAUUAACAACAAUGAUAACAACUAUAGCAUCAACAAUAACCACAAAUAAUCUAUCAACAUCACCAAUAAAUGAAAUGAAUCAAUCUAUGGCAACAAGAUCAUUAGUAACAACUACUAAUAUUAUGUCAAUAAUCAAUACAAAAUGUAAACCUAUUGAAUCAUUAGAAUUAUUUGGACGUGUUUAUGGUGAUAUGCAUGGAUAUAUUACAUUAUUUCUAUGUCCUAUAUGUGUAUUAUCUAAUAUUUGUAUUGUCAUUGUACUUAAUCAACGUGAUAUGAUAUCACCAACAAAUUUUCUAUUAACAUCCUUGGCAAUCAGUGAUGGUUUAAUAAUGAUUUUCUAUAUACCAUUUACAAGUUAUUUUCUAAUUGGUCGUCAUACACGUAAUUCAACUUAUAAUUGGGCUGUUUAUCUUUUAUUUCAUAUUAGUCUACAAAAUUUUCUUCAUUUGACAUCAAGUUAUAUUGUUGUUGUUAUAGCUGUAUUUCGUGUUCUAUAUGUUAAAUUUAUAGUACAAUGUCAAAUUUUAUGCAGUAUGAAAAGAGCUAAACUUGCUAUUACUAUAGUACUUGUAAUCAGUAGUAUAUUAUCUAUUCCAUGUAUUAUGAAUCAUCAUAUUGUACAAAAUAAUAAUCAAGAUAAAGUGAUUAGUUACAUGGUUACUUAUGUGGAUAAUGAAGUUAUGUUAAAUUAUCUUUAUUGGAAUACAGCAAUUUUUUUGAAACUUCUUCCAUUAUUAUGUUUAUGUGUACUCAGUUUCUUGAUUAUAUUUACAAUACGUAGACAAAAUUCUCGUAUGAGAAAAAUGAAAACUAAAUCAAUAAUUUGUGUUGAUCCUAUUGUUGAAACAUCCAAUCCACAAAAUCCUACUAGUUCAAAUUCUGUGAUCACUGAUAAUAAUGAAUUAGAUCAUAAUAAUAAACAUCAAUUCAUUAAUCAUAAUACAAAAGUAAAUGUUAAAUUUCAAUCAGUUCAUAUGUCUAACACAUUGCCAUACACCACUAGUUCAAUAUAUAAAAAUGAUACUCUAUUAAAAAAACGUACUACUUUUGAAAAUGAACGUGAAAAAGCAGAAAAUAGAAUGACAAAAUUUUUAUUAGCUAUUGUUAUCAUAUUUAUGAUUACGUUACUUCCUCAGGCAAUAUUACUAUUUUUAAGUGGACUUGUUGGUGAUUGUUUCACAGAUACUGUGUAUAAUGCAUUGGGUGAUUUUAUGGAUCUAUUAACAAUUGUUAAUAAUGGUAUUAAUUUUAUAUUGUAUUGUUCAAUGUCACAUCAAUUUCGUACAACUUUCAUACAAUUCUGUACACGGAUAUUUAAAACAUGUAAAAAGACUUAA